Molecule: messenger RNA, 3562 nt
Organism: Tyto alba (common barn owl)
Lineage: Eukaryota; Metazoa; Chordata; Aves; Strigiformes; Tytonidae
Gene: RABGEF1
Product: RAB guanine nucleotide exchange factor 1
Exons: 11
Coding region: 115-1731 (538 amino acids)
Biological process (GO): vesicle-mediated transport
Cellular component (GO): endocytic vesicle; cytosol
Molecular function (GO): guanyl-nucleotide exchange factor activity; zinc ion binding; small GTPase binding
Source: RefSeq, a predicted model, not a curated record
ACGGCACGCCCUUCCGCCGCCGCCGCGGAGCGGAGGAAACACCGGGCCGCCCUGAGGAGCGCGGAGCAGCGCGGAGGGUCCCGUCCCCCCCGCCCCCGCCGCAACCGGAAGAAAAUGAACCUGAAGUCUGAACGCAGAGGAAUUCACGUUGAUCAGUCAGAGCUACUGUGCAAGAAGGGAUGUGGUUACUAUGGCAAUCCUGCUUGGCAGGGAUUUUGCUCCAAGUGCUGGAGAGAGGAAUACCAUAAGGCCAGGCAGAAACAGAUUCAAGAGGAUUGGGAGCUGGCAGAGCGGCUUCAGCGUGAGGAGGAAGAAGCCUAUGCCAGUAGCCAGAGUACCCAAGGGGCGCAGUCACUGACAUUUUCAAAAUUUGAAGAAAAGAAAACCAAUGAGAAAACACGAAAGGUCACUACUGUGAAGAAGUUCUUCACUGCUUCUUCCAGAACAGGAGCUAAGAAGGUGGCUCAAGAGAAAAUCGUUAAGCAAGGACAGCUUGGGAGGGAGCGAAAUGCUGAUAACAUUCUCAGGGAUUUGAAGGAGAUUUUUACUCCCUCCUGGGAACUGGCUUCCCCUACUGAAGUGUUGGCUGGCAAGUUGAAAGAGAUCCAAGAAGCCAAGGCUCCCAGCCCUUCUAUAAACAGGCAGGCUAGCAUUGAGACCGAUCGAGUAUCCAAGGAAUUCAUAGAAUUUCUCAAGACAUAUCAUAAGCCUGGACAAGAUAUCUAUAAGCAAUGUAAACUAUUUUUGGACACAAUGAAUCAUAAAAGGGACUUAAGUAUUGAGGAGCAAUCUGAAUGUGCCCAGGAUUUCUAUCAAAAUGUAGCAGAGAAGUUACAGACACGUUGGAAAGUGCCCCCUGAAAAAGUUGAGAAAGCAAUGGAUCAGAUUGAAAAAUACAUCAUGACUCGACAGUAUAAAUAUGUCUUCUGCCCUGAAACAACUGAUGAUGAGAAGAAAGAUCUUGCUGUCCAAAAGAGAAUCAGGGCUUUGCACUGGGUAACUCCACAAAUGCUGUGUGUUCCUGUCAAUGAAGAAAUUCCAGAAGUUUCUGAUAUGGUUGUAAAAGCAAUUACAGAUAUUAUCGAAAUGGAUUCAAAGCGUGUCCCUCGUGAUAAAUUAGCAUGUAUCACCAAGUGCAGCAAGCAUAUAUUUAAUGCUAUUAAAAUCACAAAAAAUGAACCAGCUUCUGCUGAUGACUUUCUUCCAACACUUAUAUACAUUGUUUUGAAGGGAAACCCACCCCGUCUGCAGUCUAACAUCCAGUAUAUAACACGCUUCUGUAAUCCAAGCAGGUUGAUGACAGGAGAAGAUGGCUACUAUUUUACUAAUCUGUGCUGUGCUGUGGCCUUCAUCGAAAAACUGGAUGCUCAGUCUUUAAAUCUAAGCCAAGAAGAUUUUGAUCGUUUUAUGACUGGUCAGACAUCCCCGAAGAAGCAAGAAUCUGACAGUUUUUCACCGGAUGUGUGCCUGGGUGUUAAGCAAAUGUAUAAAAACUUAGACCUCCUAUCUCAGUUGAAUGAGAGACAGGAAAGAAUUGUCAAUGAAGCCAAGAAGCUUGAGAAAGACCUAAUAGAUUGGACUGAUGGAAUUACAAAGGAAGUCCAAGAUAUUGUUGAGAAAUAUCCAUUAGAAAUAAAACCAAAAAAUCAAACCUUAGCAGCUAUUGACUCUGAAAAUGUGGAAAAUGACAAGCUGCCCCCACCACUGCAGCCUCAGGUUUAUGCAGGAUAAUUAUCAGUGUUAACUUUGAAAAGCAUCAUUUUCCUCACCUAGUACUAUCUGCUACUUGGGAAGGGAAGGAAAUUUGAGGCUAAAAAUGAGAUAAGCUUAAAUCAGUACAUUUUUAAAGGUACAUUUUUUUUUGUUAAGUGUAAUGAAUUGUAUUUAUUUUAGUCAAGUAGAUUUCUAUUAGGCUUUUGUGGGUUUUUGAACUGAAUUUAAAUUUUCUACACAAACCAGUGUAAUUUUUAAGCAACACUAGUCCAUUGACAUCUUUCCUGAAAGCUUCUAGGCAUGCACUUACUUGUUUUUAAUAAUUAGUUUAACUUAAAGAAUUUGAGUUCCAGCAGAAACUCGAAGGUACCAAUGUUAGUCUGAAUUUAUUCUGUAGCUGUAAAGAUGAAAUAUAUAUUGUAAAAUAUGUAAAAUUGUAAAUAGAUUUAAAAUCUAAUGUCUCAACUGUGCAUGACAUCUUGUGUAUGAGUGAAAAUGAUACAAAAGUGUUAAUUUUAGCACCUUUCAGUUAAAUCACAUUGCAGUAUAAAGGCAAGUACACUGUUAAUGUUUCAGUAAGCUAGAUGGUAUAACUGAUGAAUUACAGUCAGAGAGGAUAUUGUUGUAAUGAUCUGAAAACUUGACACUCAUUUUGUAAUCUGCUCUGUAAAAAAAAAAAAAAAAAGAAAAAAGAAGUGCUAUUUAAAAUAUGACAUUUCUUCAUGUAAAAGUUCUCUCUGCUUUGUCAGUACACCUGAUAGCCUUCAGUGGUGCACGCAAGUGCUGAUAUUUCUACUUUUGAAGAGAAUGUUGACCCAGGCUUUGGAAAUAAGAGGAAAUACUUGUAUUAAAAAUUGCAUAAUGUGGAACAAAAAGGGGGAGGGGAGAGGAGAUAGUGCAAGAAUUGCACCAAAAGUGGCUUUAUUUUCUGGCAUUGCCUAGUAAUUUCCACCAGUGGGCUAGGUCCUGAUUGCUUUUUUGACAAUCCUGGUAGAUAAAUAAGUUCAUAUAAUUAGAGGCUGCUUUUUAGAAGAAGCAGGAGUCAUUGCUCGGAGCAGAAAAGUGCACUUUAUUUUCACAAAACAUCAGUCUUCUGAUUUCUAGUGACUCCCCCUUUAGCAAAAGGACUUGCCUUGCUAAAGCAUUGAACGUUGAGGUAAAUACGGCUUUAUGUCACUAAAAGUUUAGAUCGAUGUAUUUCAAGUUAAUAGCUCACUCUGCAAAAAGUAACCUCUUGCAAUAUAACUUUUUUUUUAUGCCAGUGAAACAUUUUAUAUAUCAUUUUAAAUAUCUUCCAGUUAAUCCAAUUUGCCAUGAUUUGUUUGCAUACCUGAGAUAUCUAACAUAAAGCUACUUUGUUUGAACUACUUUUAAGUAAUGUUAAAUUCUUACCAUCAAGGAGGAAAGUACCUACCUCUUUAUUUGUUCCACUGCUUUAAAAACACUGCUGUUUUAAAUUUGCACUGCAAUAAUUUCAGACCACAACUGUGAUUUGUCCCUUUUUGUCAAAUGUAUUUAACCUUAUGAACUAUGCAUUCCUAGUGUUUCAGAGAUAACUGAUUACCCCAAAACUCCACUGCUGAGGUGAAGCAAUGAACUAAUCAGGUGAUCACAAAAAAUUACGUUAUUUAACGUAUCAAUGUGUCACUGCACCCAAAAGGCUUAGGAUCUGACCAGUGCUUGCAGUAAAUAAUACUAUAAAGUCUUUAUUUUCUUUAUAAACACUAGGUGCUAAUUCUGAUAUCCAGGUACAAGGGUUUUCCGAGGGGUGGGAGGGGGAAAGCAAACUUUUAGCUAUUGUGUAAAUUGCCAUGUUUAAAUAAAAGUGUGUACAUUAUGACCUUGUUAA